CCCACAUAAGUGCCCUCGGCUCACUGCAAGCGGACGAGUCGCUUUCACCCACCCGCACGUGUAAGGCCGAAAUGCGUUUAUAUACAAAAAUGACAUUGCACCUGACGCGACGCCAUCUGCAGCAUGCCCUUGUUCUCUUUGUUUCUUUUUUUCGUUUUGCACCUUGAUUUACUGAAAGAACUGUGUCACAUUGCACGAAAUACAGCUCGACAAAAUGCAAUCGAAACCGAGACUUACCUGGCGCGAGACUCUUCUUUUAGUCCCCAAGUUGUUGGUGGCAUGUACGUAUAUCCACGAUGACCAACACCCCGAAUACGCGAACUAACAAAGGUUGUGCUAGUCCCUGCGGUGUUUACAGCAAAUAACUUGCGUGUGAUUGCUAUUGCCAUCAUUUGGAGGCUAGACAUUCGGGUUGCGAUCCGAUGUAUGCUGAUUCGCACUGCGUUUAAAGUGUUGACCCCCCGCGAUCUGCAGUUCAUUCUGCCGACUACAAGGCAACGCUAUGACAGCUUUAUCAAGAAGCAACAGCGACAGCUCCGCAACACAAAGUACGAGCAGCUCGCCAUCCACGAUGUGGAGGUGCUUCCCACAGAAAAGCCAAGCUCCCUCUUGUGGCUCGGCAACAGAAAGACGGCGGACAAGGUUGUCUUGUUCUUACAUGGCGGCGGCUUCAUCAUUCCCACCUCCAGCCAUCACAUUCCCUGGGCCUGGGACUGCUAUGUCAAGGCGCCGUUUGAGGCUGGCUACAAUGUCGCCUGUGCUGCCUUCCAGUAUACUCUCUCUCCCGAGGCAAAGUACCCCGGACAACUUGAGCAGACCGUUGUCGCGCUCAAGCACAUCUUCAGCCAGGGGUUCAAACCGUCCGAUGUCAUCAUUGGCGGCGAUUCAGCGGGAGCCAACCUCAGUAUACAACUGAUGCUGCUUCUAUAUCGAGGAAACGAGUUCUUACCUGACUGGAAGCUCGAUGAGCCGCUGCUUGGUAUCUUCCAAGUGUCCACAGUCCUUUCUAUGAUCGAAGACAACUUCCCUUCAUGCCGCACCAAUACGGCUAGCGAUAUGAUUGCACCAAAUCUAGUGCAUACCUUUAUGCUGGACUUGCUCACCCCAGAGCACUACAUUGAAUACAAGGAUGGUCGCACAACCGAUGGGCUGCCGCUCGACGCCGGAUUCGAAGACUGUCGCGAUCUCGACAGUGUUGUAUCCAAUAUGUACAUUAAUUACGGCGAGUAUGAGUACGCUGCGAGCCACAGUGUUGAACUUGCUCGACUCCUCGCGAUCAACUCACCCAGAAUGAACGUGACGGUCAGAGAAGAUCCCAAGGGGCCACAUGAUGCCAUUCUUCUGGAAUAUAUGGUGCAUGGAAAGCCUGGCCCAUCGGCAAAGGCCAUGAAGGAGUGGACGCAGUCCCUUUGGAAAGCCUCAUAAGGCGAAGGCAAGCUGGAGAAGCUUUUAGCUGGCGUAUGUAUUUAGUCUGCAUUACCUUGGUAUAUAAUCAUGACAUAGCACUUUGCAUUUUCACGGAAUCACUAUCUUCUUUCUGUCAUGUAUAGUCGCAAUUGGCACUUUUAGUUGGCUAGAUGCCUGCCUGAGGUGUUUGCUUCAAUAAAGACACCCGUGUUGAAGUGCCG
Molecule: messenger RNA, 1628 nt
Organism: [Torrubiella] hemipterigena
Lineage: Eukaryota; Fungi; Ascomycota; Sordariomycetes; Hypocreales; Clavicipitaceae
Source: the annotation of a GenBank genome assembly